AUGAACCUGGAGCCUCCGAAACCAGAGUUUAAAUCAGCAACCAGAGUGACUGGAGGCCCAGCCACACCACGCAAAGGCCCACCCAAAUUUAAGCAGAGGCAAACUCGCCAGUUCAAGAGCAAGCCACCAAAGAAGGGCAUCCAGGGAUUUGGAGAUGAUAUUCCUGGAAUGGAAGGCUUAGGAACUGAUAUCACCGUUAUCUGCCCUUGGGAAGCCUUCAGCCACUUGGAGCUGCACGAGCUGGCUCAGUAUGGCAUCAUCUGAGUCCCUCCAAUUCCCAUAGUCCUCUGUACUCCCCCCUCCUAAUCCAGACCACCUGCCUGCACCUGGGCUCCAGCGGUCCACUCACACAUAAACCUU
Molecule: messenger RNA, 360 nt
Organism: Trichomycterus rosablanca
Lineage: Eukaryota; Metazoa; Chordata; Actinopteri; Siluriformes; Trichomycteridae
Gene: pde6gb
Product: phosphodiesterase 6G, cGMP-specific, rod, gamma, paralog b
Exons: 3
Coding region: 1-264 (87 amino acids)
Biological process (GO): positive regulation of G protein-coupled receptor signaling pathway; visual perception; positive regulation of epidermal growth factor receptor signaling pathway
Cellular component (GO): photoreceptor outer segment membrane
Molecular function (GO): cGMP binding; 3',5'-cyclic-nucleotide phosphodiesterase activity
Source: RefSeq, a predicted model, not a curated record